UGUGUCAUUUGGGCUAUAGGGGUUUUAUCUAGCUAGCUAUCUAGGCAACUAAAGUUGUACGGUGUGUGCUUAAAAGUCUUCAAAGUUUGAUUGAAAUUUUUGAAAUAUGGGAGUUUCUCCACAAUCCCUCCUUGUUUCCCUUGAUCUGAAGGGUCUGCUUCAAGGAAAUGAUCAUGAGCAAAGUUGCAGUGCAAAAGGGUCUUUGUGUAGCAAACAUAUGGGAGCCCAAGCCAACAAGAGAAGUUGGCAAAUGAAGAAGCAAAGGGUUAUGAGGAAAAAUGGAGGAGGACAUGUUAAGAGCAAGAGGGCAACGGGGAUUUUGAUGAAGAGGGUGGCACGUCUAGGUUCAAAAAAGCCGGCGAAUGGGAUUGUGAGAAGGGUUAGAACCUUGAAGAGGCUCAUUCCGAACAGUGAGUCCAUGGGCUUGGAUGGGCUCUUUCAAGAGACAGCUGAUUACAUUUUGUCUUUACAAAUGAGAGUGAGAGCCAUGCAGGUUAUGGUUAAUGUAUUGGGAGGUUCUGAUGAGUGAUCUAUUCAUUUGUAAAGGCUGUAAUCAUCAUUCUUUUCUUCUUCUUCCUCUUCUCUUCUUCUUCAUCUUCUUCUUCUUUUUCUUUUAUUUUUUUUAUUAUUUAUUUUUACUUCUUUUCUAUUAUGCUUUGUCUUUUCAUGUGGUUCAUAGACAUAGAAGCUUGAGUGUUGAUGUUGUCUAGGUUUAUUAACAACAGCUUGGUCAUUAUAUUUGGUCAUGAAAAGUGACAUUGGGAUGAACAAGUGAUCAGUUAGUGAAAUUCAUAUUUUUAUUCUUCA
Molecule: messenger RNA, 807 nt
Organism: Quercus robur (English oak)
Lineage: Eukaryota; Viridiplantae; Streptophyta; Magnoliopsida; Fagales; Fagaceae
Product: transcription factor UPBEAT1
Exons: 1
Coding region: 107-529 (140 amino acids)
Biological process (GO): regulation of DNA-templated transcription
Source: RefSeq, a predicted model, not a curated record